ACUCUCUUAUCUCUCUCUCUCUCUCUCUCUCUCUCUCUCUCUCUAAAUCGGGAGAGAUAUAGAGUGAGAAGGUCCACAGAGAGCAGCCCAACUUGCAGUUGUGUAGUAAUGCGGCAACAUCAGCUGGAAGGCCAACCCUACUAACCUAUAAUUGAGUCAUCAAUUUAUCUCUUCACUCAGUUCUAUGUAUUUAUAACUCUCUCGAUCUCUUCACUUCAGUUGAGGAACAGAGAGAAACAGAGCACUGCGCGCACCCAUUAUGGAGGGUCCAAUGGCAUUCCUAAUUCUCUUCACGUCCUUACUCUUUUUCUCUUCAACCACCGCCGCCGCCAUUGCUGCUGUCCCAAAACAGCAAGAGCUGGACCGAAUUUCAGCUCUCCCUGGACAACCACCGGUGACGUUUUCUCAAUUCUCCGGCUACAUUACGGUCAACGAGCAACAUGGCCGAGCUCUCUUCUACUGGUUGACCGAAGCCGCUGCUUAUCCUGAGAAGAAACCGCUUGUUCUUUGGCUCAACGGAGGGCCAGGCUGUUCAUCAGUAGCAUAUGGUGCAUCAGAGGAAAUCGGGCCAUUUAGAAUUAACAGAACCGGUGUAUCUCUUUAUCUCAACAAGUAUGCGUGGAAUACAGAAGCAAAUAUUUUGUUUCUUGAAUCGCCUGCUGGUGUUGGUUUCUCUUACUCAAACACAAGCUCCGACCUAAAAGAUUCUGGAGACAAACGGACGGCUCAGGAUGCUCUAGUCUUUCUAAUUAGAUGGAUGUCACGGUUUCCACAAUACAAAUAUAGAGAAUUCUACAUUGCUGGGGAGAGCUAUGCUGGGCAUUAUGUUCCCCAGUUGGCGAAGAAAAUUGUCGAUUAUAAUAAAGCAAACAUGCAUCCCCUCAUCAACCUUAAAGGCUUCAUGGUGGGAAAUGCAGUAACAGACAACUACUACGACAGCAUUGGAACGGUUACAUUUUGGUGGAGCCAUGCAAUGAUAUCCGACAGAAGCUACCAUUCAAUUCUCAAGCAUUGCAAUUUCAAGGACGAUAAAGCAUCACAGGAAUGUGAUGAUGCAGCAGGUUAUGCCAUGAACCAUGAGUUCGGAGACAUCGAUCAAUACAGUAUUUAUACACCUUCUUGCUUGCCGUUGCGUAACGGUACAAAUACAACGAAGCCUCUACGGCUCAAAAAUACUCUCCUACGUCGAAGGAUUUUUUCUGGGUACGAUCCCUGUACUGAAAAUUAUGCAGAGAAAUAUUAUAACCGGCCGGAUGUGCAAAAGGCAAUGCAUGCAAAUGUUACUGGAAUUCCUUACAAAUGGACUGCUUGCAGUGAUGUUCUUAUAAAAAACUGGAACGAUUCUGAAAGUUCUCUGCUACCCACAUACAAGGAGCUGAUUGCAGCUGGUCUAAGAAUCUGGGUUUUCAGCGGAGACACAGAUUCAGUGGUUCCAGUGACUGCCACUCGGUUCUCUCUCAGCCAUCUCAAUCUCACGGUUAAAACUAGGUGGUACCCAUGGUAUUCUGGUGGUCAGGUAGGAGGAUGGACAGAAGCCUACAAUGGGUUAACCUUUGCUACAGUGAGAGGUGCUGGGCACGAAGUUCCACUGUUUCAACCCAGGAGAGCAUUCACUCUUUUCAGAUCUUUUUUGGCAGGGAAAGAAUUACCACCAACAUCUUGACAAAUUACUUGGAGAUGAUAACGAACGAUAAUUGGUCAUCUUUGAGGGAGUUCUUUCUAUAAUUGUUUCAAUUAACUUGAAAUUCCACAAAAUGGUGGGGUAGGAUAGGAAUCAUUCAUUCAAAUUAGUAUUUAUAAUUUGAAGGACAAAAUUGUUACAUUUCUUGUAAUGGACUGAUGCAAAUUGAGUUUCCCGUUAAGGAAUUGGAUUAAUAUUGUCACGCCCCAAGUUCUUCAAUGCAAGCAUGAGAUAGAUUUCCUUGCCUAGGGCUAAGCGCAUAGCUUUUAGUACAACUCCCAUACAAAUAUAUGUACGUGGCCGUCGAUGACAAAUCACAUUUCAAUAGCUAAUAUAGCAAGUGUGAUGAAUCGUUACGUCAAUUUGUAAAUGUGAUAAUAUCACAUGGACUUGCACUUAAAUUUGUAAAUACUUGUAUUAAAAUUUAUAUUGCUCUUAGCAGCAUUCUUUUCAUAUUCAA
Messenger RNA from Alnus glutinosa, 2141 nucleotides. Its product is annotated as serine carboxypeptidase 24. The transcript has 9 exons. The record is from RefSeq and is a predicted model, not a curated record. Gene Ontology annotation, biological process: brassinosteroid mediated signaling pathway; proteolysis. NCBI's taxonomy places the organism in Eukaryota, Viridiplantae, Streptophyta, Magnoliopsida, Fagales, Betulaceae. Gene Ontology annotation, molecular function: serine-type carboxypeptidase activity. Bases 260 to 1663 code for a protein of 467 amino acids.